UUUUCUGAAUCGGUUCCGAGGUUGCUCGUCAGACUACCCACGAAUCAUUUGUAUAGCUGUAGAUAGCUGCGCGACACCAAGUACCGCAGCGAUACAGUCAGAACGCCUGCGCUAGUCGAGAGUUUUGGGAUAAAGGCCGAUUGCGCAGACCUAAUACGCAGUGACUGUAUGUACACGGAUAAAAAUCGUUUUGCGUAGUAAGUGCCCUAGCUGGUAUACUCGGGUAGCUUUAGGCGUGAAUUGCCAAUUUUAGACAGCGCCUAGAUGAAGCACGCGAUAACAUAUGCAGUGUUCGAACACCGCCACACCCAUAUAAAGCCCUUCCUCUCAACCACCACCUCAUCACUACAAAGUAUAAUCUAACCAUGUCUUCUGGAAUCGGCGUCAAUCCCGAGUGCCUCUCAAAGUACCAGGAGCUCAAGCUCGGCAAGAAAACCAAGUACAUCAUCUUCGCAAUCAACAAGGACAAGACGGAAAUUGUCGUGGAGAAGACUUCAGAGUCUUCAAACUACGACGAUUUCAUUGGUGAUCUCCCGGAGACGGAGUGCAGAUGGGCCAUAUACGACUUUGAGUUCGAGAAAGAGGGCGCGGGUAAACGAAACAAGAUUUGCUUCUUCUCCUGGUCCCCCGAUGAUGCGAAGAUCAAAGACAAGAUGUUGUUUGCGUCGUCCAAGGAUGCUCUGCGACGUGCUUUUGUCGGUAUCGCUGUAGAGAUCCAAGGAACUGAUUUUAGCGAGGUCGCACAUGAGAGCGUGCUGGACAAGGCCUCCCGUGGCGCCUAGCUUGCUUAUUUCUGCUGCCCCUGUUUUUUCGCUAUCCAUUUAAAUGCUGUAGUCCAUCACUUUAUCAUCAACCAAGAAGUGCAGGGGAAAUGUAGAUUACCAUAUCAAGUCGGACACUAUUCGUUGUUCGUAGGAUAUUAAGGAAACAGAUAUAUUCGAAGGACGGCCAAUCACUCAGCCUCGUAUGACAAGCCAAUGCCUAUUUUUUUAAUCGUAAAGGGGCCGGAUUUAAUCUCAGCAUACUGUCACUGUGGCCUGAACGAACUGAACUGUCUAUCAAUUUCGGCUGAAUUACUUAUUUAGUAGUAGCCUUGCACUUUCUAUCAAAUUUGAAGACACUAGGCGUUUUUACCUCUUACUCAUUCUAGACUUUGCUU
Messenger RNA from Desarmillaria tabescens, 1159 nucleotides. Its product is annotated as actin depolymerizing factor. The coding region runs from base 366 to 782 and encodes 138 amino acids. The transcript has 4 exons. Gene Ontology annotation, cellular component: actin cytoskeleton; actin cortical patch; cytoplasm. Gene Ontology annotation, biological process: actin filament depolymerization; actin filament severing. The record is from RefSeq and is a predicted model, not a curated record. NCBI's taxonomy places the organism in Eukaryota, Fungi, Basidiomycota, Agaricomycetes, Agaricales, Physalacriaceae. Gene Ontology annotation, molecular function: actin filament binding.